This is a messenger RNA of Hemicordylus capensis (graceful crag lizard), 1331 nucleotides long. It is a transcript of the gene SPRY4, whose product is annotated as sprouty RTK signaling antagonist 4. The record is from RefSeq and is a predicted model, not a curated record. The transcript is spliced from 2 exons. Gene Ontology annotation, cellular component: membrane; cytosol. Bases 320 to 1210 code for a protein of 296 amino acids. Gene Ontology annotation, biological process: multicellular organism development; animal organ development; negative regulation of MAP kinase activity. Lineage: Eukaryota; Metazoa; Chordata; Lepidosauria; Squamata; Cordylidae.
CUAAUGCCCACCCAUUCAUUGAAUUGGGAGGACAGGCAUGCGCAGAAGCUCUCCUUUCCCUCCCAUUCAUAAAAUAGCCAUUUUCCCAGGCAGCAGUUGUUGCAAUAGGGAGGCGAAGCGACGGCUGCUGCUGACAGCGCAGCACUUGUAGGUCGUUCCCUGAGAAGCUGGGGUGUUGCGUGCCAAUUUUUCUCCCCUUGCAGGUACAACUCGUGAUCUGUCUCGGAUUUAGGAUUAAAUCGUUUGUUGAGAUGAUCUUGGCUGGAUUAUUUAAAGACCCUUAAGCCGUGUUUCCUGGUGCUGAAGGACAGCCUGAGCAAUGGAGCCCCGAAUGCCUCACAACAUAACCGUGGUGCCCAAUUCGACCAUGGUGCAGCCUCUCCUGGACAGCCGCAUCCCCUAUGGCCGGCUGCAACAUCCUCUGACUAUUCUGCCUAUUGACCAAAUGAAAACCACACACAUUGAGAAUGACUACAUUGACAAUCCCACCCUGGCCCAGCUGGCUGCUCAGAAAUGCCUCCGGGGCCACCAGGAGUCUCCCCACCCGCAGAGAUGCGAACAAGACGUCACGCACCCGUGGAUCACUUUCAGUGGACGGCCCAGCUCUAUCAGCAGCAGCAGCAGCACCUCUUCAGAUCAACGGCUCCUGGAUCACAUGGUGCCAGCUCCAGUGGCAGACCAGGCCUCCCCAAGAGCUGUCCAGAUCCAGCCCAAGGCAAUUAAUGGCAAGACCCUAGAUUUGAAGGGGCUUCCUCCUCAGGAGCUGGACAAGCACUUUUUGCUUUGUGAAGCCUGUGGAAAAUGCAAGUGCAAGGAAUGUGCCCUGCCAAGGACUUUGCCCUCCUGCUGGGUGUGCAAUCAGGAGUGCCUGUGCUCAGCCCAGAACCUGGUCAAUUACUCCACCUGCAUGUGUUUGGUGAAGGGCAUCUUCUACCACUGCACCAAUGAGGAUGACGAGGGCUCCUGCGCAGACCACCCCUGCUCCUGCUCCCACUCAAACUGCUGUGCCCGUUGGUCAUUCAUGAGCGCCCUCUCUCUGGUUCUGCCUUGUUUGCUGUGCUACCUGCCAGCCACUGGCUGUGUAAAGCUGGCCCAGCGAUGUUACGACCAAAUCAGUCGGCCCGGGUGUCGGUGUAAAAAUACAAACAGUGUGAUUUGUAAAGCCUCUCCUGAAGGGAAAGUUGGCAGCCGGCCAGAGAAGCCAUUUUGAUCUCUGGGGAGAGGGGAGGGGAAGUGCAGAGAAACCAACAGGAAGGGUGUUUCAUAACCUGUGUCGUUAGUAUAACAUGUGUUGGCCUUUUGCUUUCAACAAAGAAAAAUGUCUCUUUCCA